This is a messenger RNA of Tetranychus urticae (two-spotted spider mite), 421 nucleotides long. Lineage: Eukaryota; Metazoa; Arthropoda; Arachnida; Trombidiformes; Tetranychidae. The record is from RefSeq and is a predicted model, not a curated record.
AUGGUUUUAAAUUAUGAUCAAUUUGUAAAUAAAGUAGCUUUAGUCACUGGUUCAAGUGAUGGGAUUGGAGCUGCAGCCACUUCACUCUUCUCAUCUUUGGGUGCUAAAGUGACCAAAGUUAGACGUAAUCAAAGUAAACUGGAUAAAGUUGCUGCUGAGUGUCAAUCCAAGUCACCUCAUCACUACAAGCCUCUUGUAAUAAAAGCUGACUUCACAAGAGAUGAAGAUGUUGUUCGAGCUUUUAAUGAGACGAUUUCUGCCUACAAUCGAUUAGAUAUUCUGGUGAACAAUGCUGGUAUUGCUGCUAAUAAAGAGUUUGGUGAUCCUGGUUACCUUGAAGAUUAUGAUCAAAUAAUGCAUGUGAAUGUUCGAGCUGUUGUGUGAUUAACUGAAUUAGCUACAACUAGUUUAGCUGAGUCUA